AUGCAUAGAGAGCACAUAACUGCUCCCUACAUGAGGACGGCAACUUCAUUGGCGAUGUUCCAUGUGGCUCUAUCGCUGGUUGUCGCCACUACAUUGGCCUUCACAAUAAGCCUAUGCUCGUUAGUAUGGUCAAUGGUACAAUCGUCCACAUACUUCGGAUGGAAUUCGGCCGACUCUCUUAAUAAAUUCCUAGCUUUGAUUCCGGGUAUUGGGGUAUACAGAGGCAACAUAUACGGCGUUGAAACAACCACUGUUCUGAUCGCUGCCGUAUGGGCAAUAACUCUCACGGAAGCUUAUUAUGAGCACGUCAACCAACAAAUCUCACACCGAGAUCAUGUAGUCGCAAAUACUCUGGAGCAAUUCCCGCCGCAUGGGUCACUUAACUACGAGGACGAACUGAUAAUAGCACGCGCAUUCCUCAAUUAUUCACUUGGAGUGAGCAUGACGUUAAACCCGGUUAGGAAUAAGUUCGAACCAAGAGGGAAUUCUAUGAACGCCUCAUUACCUGACGAUCCAAGACGUUGUCCGAUGCUCCCCUUCAUCAAGAUACCACAGGUGUCGGUUUAUGCAAUUGAAGGAAAACGCCAGAGAUAUCAAGUUGAUGCAGUGGUAUAUCGCAUGUUAAUAGAUGAUGAGGGGCGAAUGUUUUCGUCGUAUGUCGAGGCGUUCGUGGAAUGCAUGGUGGAAGCCGAGAGUCACAUAGUAGCGCUCACAAGCAAAAGGGAAAGCAUGGCGGAUUUGCGCAUUGAUCUUAAACCCGAUUCAAACACAUGUGCAUCAUGUAGUGGAUGGGCAGACUUUGUUCUUGGUGGUUGGCUAGGUGUUACGCAAAAAGUACCUCACAAGGCUGCCGACACCAUGGUGCUAGUAGUGAUAUAUAUGAGGGGUCUGGCGAGUUGGUUGAGCAUUGCAAAUAUGCUAGGAUAUGCUGACACCCAUAUACAACAAGUGGCCAAGGAACUCGUCGCGCAGUGCGUGUCACUUUCCAAGGCUGUGGCAACUAUUCGCCGGUAUUCUAUGCCUCCAUACUUUUACAAUACUCUAGAUGUGAUCACUAAUGUGAUAAAUACCACAUUAAAACAAAUGACGGUCUAUGCGGACGCCAUGCUCUAUUCAACAUUCGACACGGACUUCGACACAUUCCGACUGCUCGAAAAGAUUUACAAACCAGUGAUACAUUCGGCUUUGCCUUAA
Molecule: messenger RNA, 1194 nt
Organism: Babesia sp. Xinjiang
Lineage: Eukaryota; Apicomplexa; Aconoidasida; Piroplasmida; Babesiidae
Exons: 5
Coding region: 1-1194 (397 amino acids)
Source: RefSeq, a predicted model, not a curated record